UCUGGAGGAGGCGGGCCUGAGGAGGUGGGGCCUGUGACGCUCACGCCCCGGGCUCCGGCGCUUCUUUCCUCCCUCCGCUCGCUGCGGCUCCUGAGGGAAAAGUGUUGCUAGGUCUGCGGGGAGCCGCAGCAAUGGCCUCCGUGCUGUCCUACGAAAGCCUGGUCCACGCUGUGGCCGGAGCCGUGGGAAGUGUGACAGCAAUGACUGUGUUCUUUCCCUUGGAUACAGCUCGACUGCGACUUCAAGUUGAUGAGAAAAGAAAGUCCAAAACUACACACAUGGUGCUCCUGGAGAUCAUUAAAGAAGAAGGCCUCCUGGCACCAUAUCGAGGGUGGUUUCCAGUUAUCUCCAGUCUCUGCUGCUCCAAUUUUGUCUAUUUCUACACUUUUAAUAGUCUCAAAGCAGUCUGGGUCAAAGGUCAACGUUCUACUACUGGAAAAGAUCUAGUAGUUGGAUUUGUUGCAGGAGUGGUGAAUGUGUUGCUAACAACUCCACUCUGGGUGGUAAAUACCAGACUGAAGCUACAAGGGGCAAAAUUUAGGAAUGAAGACAUUGUACCAACCAACUACAAAGGUAUCAUUGAUGCUUUUCAUCAGAUCAUUCGAGAUGAAGGAAUCUUGGCUUUAUGGAAUGGCACAUUUCCUUCCUUGCUCUUGGUCUUCAAUCCUGCCAUCCAGUUCAUGUUCUAUGAAGGCUUAAAACGGCAGCUUCUAAAGAAACGAAUGAAGCUUUCUUCUUUGGAUGUGUUCAUCAUUGGUGCAAUAUCCAAAGCGAUUGCUACCACUGUCACCUAUCCCAUGCAGACAGUACAGUCCAUUCUGAGGUUUGGACGUCACAGACUAAACCCAGAAAACAGAACACUGGGGAGUCUUCGGAAUGUUCUCUAUCUUCUUCACCAACGAGUAAAGCGUUUUGGAAUCAUGGGACUCUACAAAGGCCUUGAAGCCAAACUGCUACAGACAGUCCUCACUGCUGCCCUCAUGUUCCUGGUUUAUGAGAAACUGACAGCCGCUACCUUCACAGUUAUGGGGCUGAAGAGUGCCCACAAGCACUGAGACACUGCACCCUGCAAAGUGCAGAAAGAUGCUCGAGAUGGGGGUUCCUCUGUGUGAAGGGAAGUGAUUCUCUUUUUACUCUUGCCACAUAUACCAUGAAUUUUACCCUCACUGGCUGGAAAAGCAUCUAAGGGUAAACAUGGACGAUAGCCAGCUGGACCUGUCAACAACUUAAUUUUUAUGACAGUUGGUUGAAUUUUGUGGGGGAGGUUGUCUAAUGGUCAUACAAAAAGAAAACAUUGAAAACCUGAAAAUGAAAGUUUGUAGGCGUUUAUUGUUUUCCUUAAGGGGAAUGGACUAUUGCUCUCAUGUGUAAUUUUCUCCAGUUAAAAAUCUUUCUUAAAUUUACCAGCUGUUCUUUUCCCCUGAACCCCGCCCCCAGAUUCUAGGGACACAUUUAAUAACAUAUAAUUCUCAUAUACUUUUGUAUGUUUUAAUCUUGGUAUUUUUCUCACUAAAAAUAUUAUGAUUGUGCCAUAGGCAUGACUUUAUUUUUGUUGUACUUUUUUUCCUCCUGCUUAAGGAAAGGCAUCUUCUUUGGUACAUGAGCUAUUUAUUUUGUAGGAGAAAUGAAAAUGAUUAAUCCCAAAUGAUUCUCUUAUAAACUAUUUGUAAACAUCACUUAUUCGUUAGUAUUUGACUUAAUUAAAAAUAUUUAUUUUGAAUCAGUCCUUUCAUUACAAAAGGCGUGAAGUUUUAUGUUUGUUCAUGCAAACCCCAUCAAGUCAAGCCCAAAUAAACUGUCAACACAAAAGACAUUUUAAAAA
This is a messenger RNA of Canis lupus familiaris (dog), 1822 nucleotides long. It is a transcript of the gene SLC25A17, whose product is annotated as solute carrier family 25 member 17. Gene Ontology annotation, biological process: transmembrane transport. NCBI's taxonomy places the organism in Eukaryota, Metazoa, Chordata, Mammalia, Carnivora, Canidae. Bases 132 to 1055 code for a protein of 307 amino acids. Gene Ontology annotation, cellular component: peroxisomal membrane. Gene Ontology annotation, molecular function: AMP transmembrane transporter activity; ATP transmembrane transporter activity; ADP transmembrane transporter activity. The record is from RefSeq and is a predicted model, not a curated record. The transcript is spliced from 9 exons.